Messenger RNA from Dacryopinax primogenitus, 4573 nucleotides. RefSeq lists its product as uncharacterized. The transcript has 6 exons. Lineage: Eukaryota; Fungi; Basidiomycota; Dacrymycetes; Dacrymycetales; Dacrymycetaceae. Gene Ontology annotation, cellular component: telomerase holoenzyme complex. Gene Ontology annotation, molecular function: telomeric repeat DNA binding; protein binding; telomerase RNA binding. Bases 133 to 4479 code for a protein of 1448 amino acids. The record is from RefSeq and is a predicted model, not a curated record. Gene Ontology annotation, biological process: nuclear-transcribed mRNA catabolic process, nonsense-mediated decay.
ACCAACGCUGACGGUCAUGGCCAACUCCGCCGCCUGACUGGUCCCUACCCAACCACAAACAACAGCUCUUCGACACGAGCAGAGAACAAUACCCUGCACUGCCUACUCUUGCAUUUACUUUCCUGAUCAAUCAUGUCGGAUCCCCUUGGUGUACUGGACGAUGAGCCCGGGCCUUCUCGAAGGAGACGAGGGGAACCGCUGGACUUGCAUGAACGGAUGAUACUCGCCCAACGACAGAAGAAUAGAGAUAGGGCAACAAAGCAACGCGAAGACAGGCGUACACCGGAGCCGUCAUCCCCGCAAGCCCCGCCUCCUCCUCUCCCGCCCUACCCACCACAGCUCCUCUCUUCCCCUCGUCAACCUGUACGACCACCUCCCCCUCAAGCACGCCCUCCCCCUCCAGUACCGAGGAAAGACCCGUAUGCGAGGGGAGCGCCGGCGGGGAGGCUGUUUGACCCUGCUUCCGAUCCUAUCCCUGUUGCUCCUCCUGCUCCUAUAACCGGCACACCAAUAGCACCAGGGAUGGCAGCAGGAGCAGGAGCAGGCCUAGGAGUGGGCGUAGGCACGCACGGUCGACCACUCCCAGCCCCUCCCAGAGGAUAUACGCAGCCGCAGCCCCCUCCUCCCCCUUCCUUCUCCCCGGCACAUACCAACGCGCACUCUCCCGCGCAGCAUUCCCGACUGUUCGAUCCAAGCAGGGACGACCCACUGCGGUUCAGCGUCCUAAACCGGGGUCAUGCUGCGCCUGCGCCCUCCCUCCCCCCCUCUCAGCCAAACACGUCCAUUCUCCCCCCCAUACCACCAAGUCUCUCCUCAACGCCUAUGGGCCCCCGGUCCCAAGCAAUAUCCCGCAACGCCGUCCUCUCAGGAAUAUCAAACGGCACAUCCUCGAGCCUCUCCCAGUCUCUCCUCGGUUCCAGCGCAACAGGGACGACCGGCACGACGGGGCACACGUCUUCUAGCGUACUGCUCAGCACGCCCGCGACGAGCAACUACCUUUCCGGCCUUGUACUCCCCCCUGGGGCGCUCGUAGGCCCCCACGCAAAGGGAGUUAUACCCAUGCCACCGCCGAGCGCGUACUCGGGGUCAGCGGGGUCGGUCGCAUAUACCAGCGCUUCGAGCGUGAGCACCGAGAGCAGUAUCCACCUUUCUGCGCCUCUUCGAUCUGAGCGAUCAGGGGACAGCGCACGCAACGGCCUAGUAGUGAAGAUGAAGAAGCUUUAUGAGAAUAUCACUGAGCGCGAGAGGGAGUGUGAGAGAGUAUUGGGAAGAGUGGAAGAUCUGGCCCAGGAGGCGGGCUUUGGGAGGGAGGCGAGGAGGCUGGGAAAGGAGAGGGAGUGGGCGGUCUCGAGGGAGGAAAUGGAAAUGGAACGCAGGUGGUGGUUUAGUGUCGUCGAUUAUCAUGAAGAGCUCGCAGACGCACAUCACGCGAUGUUCAAGAUUGGCCUGCACCCACUCACUGCCGGCGCCCUCGAAAAAGUCAUAGCGCGGUACAACCUCCCCACGCGUCUGUGGCAGCGGGUCUGGCACCUUCUCCGGGUGCUCGUCGACCGCGCCCGAUCACCGAACCCCCCUCCUCUCCCUACUUCCCUCACAAAAGAACCUAUCAGCACCUUCCGCUCCCGACUCACCCCUGAACAAGUAAGCAGCAUGUCCCCUUGGGCACGCCCGAACCCUCCAAAACGACCCGCCAGCACCCACCUGCACCUUACACCCCGCCUAGUAGCUGCCGAGCUCGUACAAGUCGCUUUCGCCUGGGCUUGGGAACUGUACGCCGUCCUCUGGGAACAGAGGACGAUCGUCCAUGUUGAGCAGAUCAACCUUAGUGUCUGCUGGAGCGAGGCCAUGGGGGACCUGGCGAGGUUUAGGAUGGUAUGGGCUAAGGAGCGGGAGAACGAUGUUGCUCCGCUGCUGGUGGCGAGUGAAUCUGGAUCUGUUGGCUCACGGUCGGCGUUUUCCGCUCCAUCGGCUAGGGGGCACCUGGACGAAGAUGAAUAUGGGGAGGAGGAUGGGGAAGGGGAGGGAGAUGGGGAUGUGGACAUGGACGAAGAUGAAGACCAUAUGUCGCUCGACGCUUCCUCUGGUCGGCUGCUCCAGCCCCAACCCCGCCACUCCCAGUUUCCUCGCAAGCCCUUACGAUCUUCCAACCUCCAGCGACUCACUACGCCCAAUAAUGCUGCUAGCGCGUCCCACCGCCCCUUCCCGCUCCUGAGCCAGUCCCCAAACCUCCCCUCCCAUUCUCCCCUUAACGCCUUCGUCAACUCCCACGCCGCACCAGUCAUGGUACCCAGUAUCGGAAUGGGCGCUGUAGCCCUUUGGCCCCCGAUCUUGGACACGGAAGUGUGGCGGAACGUCGCGCAGGAAUGGUACUGGCGUGGCUUGGGCGAGAUGCCAGGCGUAGGAAGGCUGCAGCAUCAUCUUGGUCUCCUGGCACAAGCUGCGCAGACAGAAGGUAGCAAUGCGCUCGAAGGCACCGAGGCCCGCGUCGCGUACCAUUUCCUCAAGAGCUUGACAAGCUCCCAACCGCACGUGACUGCUCGCGAGUCCGUCCUGUCACUCUUCAGCGUGGAUAAGCAACGUGCGCGUGCAGCACCGGAUGCGACUACCUCGGAGCUCUUCGUCCUCUUGCACGGCAUUCUGUACACUCGUGUUCAGCUCGACGACUUCGCGCCCACCAAAGCGAGGCUCGACGAGCGCCUGCGAAUUGAGUUGUCCGACAUGGACACUGCGGGCAACGUCAGUGAGAGCGAGUGGAUCAUGUGGGGUGUCAUGUGCCUCGCCGCUUGUGCCGAGUACGGAAGAGAAGAGGGGGUGAUCAAGAAAGCCGAAGGGCGGUUAAGGAAGAUGGACAAGGAGGAUGCGGAUGAGGACAUGGAGGACGUCGUCGAUGGCGUUGCUGCUCUUACCGCCGACACCAGUCAAGAUACCGAACCGUUCCCACUCACGUUCCGCCUUGCCUUGAAGUUCACGUUCGAUCUGCUCGCGAUCGUGCUUGAGCAUCCGUACCACCUUGCACCGCCCUACUACACGCCUCACCUCAAUCCUUUCAUCGUCAUGAUGUUCACCUACCUCUCCACCAUCGCAAAGUCCAGCAAGGCAAUGACGAUCGUUGAACGCUACGUGCCAUGGGAGCAGCUAGCUCGUUUCGUACAAGGUCAUGUUCAGCGCAUGUCUCUCGGAGACCAUGAACGUGCUGCCAAGCUGCGUGCGGAGAAGCCCAACUCUGGUGGGAUCCUUCCAGAAGACUGGGCGCUGCGUGGCAUGGACUGGGUCACUCGGCGGGUCUACCAGAAGGGCUUCUGGGACAAAAGGCCCCCCAAGCCGGAAAUUGUAUAUGACGCCAAAGGACGACCGACCAUCAAGGGCGUGGCGCACGAGCUCGUCUCUGGAGAAUCGGACGUUCUAGCCCUUGGUGUCGAGUCAGCGUUUAGCUCGCCUUCUGCCCCGGUAUCUGAGCUUGUCAGAGAUGGCAUUGUGGAAGAUGAAAGUGAAAAUAUGCGGGACGCCUGGAUCGACUUGGCAAAGAGAAGAUGGAAGCGUGUCAUGGGUGCCUCUGCCAUGCUCGAAAAAAGGAUACGUGGCUGGCAAUGGGAGGAUGGUCGUGGCUGGGUCGUGGGCGGGGAGCUCGGAGACAAGCUUGCCGCGUGGCGCGAGGAAGAUGAACGCGAGCAGAGAGAGAAGGAGGAGGAAGAGCGGAGGCUCAGGAACCGCGCCUGUAACGAUGACAUGGAAGCGGAUCAGCAGAUACCCAUCGCAGAAGCUGAUGACGAAAUUGAUGGUGAAGUUGACGAAGUGGUGCAGGCCCUUUUGGUCCAGCGCACGUCGUUACGCGAUCAGCUGGAUUCUCAGCAGCGCCUGCUUGUCGGCCGUGCUGCGCGAUCCACCUCGUACCCUCCCAUUUCGAAGCCCGCUAGGGCGGCACCGCUGUCACGGGUCCGGCGGGACUUACAAGUCGAACGCGGCUAUACCAUUCUUGUGCUUGAUACCAACGUUUUGAUUACGUCUUUGCUCCAAGUUCAAAAUCUUAUCGAAGGGUUGCGAUGGACGGUUGUCCUUCCUUUACCUGUCCUCGCUGAGCUCGAUGGCCUCCGUUCUCACCCGAGAUUGUCCGAUAUGGCAACGCUAGCUCUGGAGUACAUAAAGAGCCACGUUCGAACACAUUCGAAGUCUCUCAAAGUGCAAACCAGCAAAGGCAAUUAUCUUUCUAACCUUGCUGUCACAACGGAGGUUCUCGACUUUAGUGGAGCCGCCCGCAAUAUCGACGGGCUCAUCCUGGAUGCCGCGGCAUGGCAGUUGGACCACUUCGUUGAUCGCACAGCCAUCCUCGCUACCAACGAUGAGAUGGUGUCCGAACCGACAGAGCAGACAUCAAAGGUGGUGCUACUCACCUUCGAUCGUAACAUGCGGCUACGGGCUCGCAGUCGGCAGCUGGAUGUCGCAUCUCCAAACGAAGUUGCCGCUAUCCUUCUUUCAGACUGAUUCGCGUAUGAUUCGCUUUGGACUUGAGAUAUCAAAGGAUUCGUGAGGUUGCACUAGGCAACAUGGCGUUUGAGGUUAGAAGUUUGUUUCGUUC